Molecule: messenger RNA, 1422 nt
Organism: Seriola dumerili (greater amberjack)
Lineage: Eukaryota; Metazoa; Chordata; Actinopteri; Carangiformes; Carangidae
Gene: ralyl
Product: RALY RNA binding protein like
Exons: 9
Coding region: 212-1093 (293 amino acids)
Cellular component (GO): nucleus
Molecular function (GO): RNA binding
Source: RefSeq, a predicted model, not a curated record
CCAAGCCGUUAGGAGAGCAUUCAGCAUCAGCUGUUCAACACUGGUCUCUUAUUGCUGGAAGUCGGGGCUGAAUCAGUCACAUGACAGAACUGGAGGCAGAGAUCUAGAGAAAAGGCACAGCAUUUCGGCUUGCACCGCCAUACUGUAUUUUGAGCCAUAUCACAUUUUUAUUGCAACAUUUUACUCCCGCUCGGAGGGCAACUGGAGGAGAAUGACUGGUAAAACCCAGACAAGCAACGUGACCAACAAGAAUGACCCGCGCUCCCUCAACUCCAGAGUCUUUAUUGGCAACCUCAACACAGCCAUUGUCAAGAAGACCGAUAUAGAGGUCAUCUUUGCCAAGUACGGAAAGAUAGUGGGUUGUUCUGUACACAAGGGUUAUGCCUUCGUACAGUACUUGAACGAGAGGAACGCUCGGGCGGCUGUGGCAGGAGAAAAUGCCCGUAUCAUCGCUGGACAGCCUCUUGACAUAAACAUGGCAGGCGAGCCCAAACCAUACAGGCCCAAAGCCGGCUCCAAACGGCCGCUCUCCGCCGUCUACAGUGGUUAUGAAUUUGAUUACGAGUACUACAGGGAUGAUUUCUACAGCAGGCUUUUUGACUACCAUGGCAGAGUGGCCCCCCCACCAAGAGCCGUGAUCCCCCUCAAACGCUCCAGGGUGCUCGCUCCCUCCUCCCGCCGCGGGAAGACCUCCUUCCCCAUCAAGACAUCUUCCUCUUCCUCCUCUUCAUCAUCCAGACCUCCCACAUCAUCCUCCUCCUCCGGGCUCAAACCAGUGAAGACGGACCAGCUUCAGACCAUCAAACGGGAGCUGACUCAGAUCAAGAUGAAGAUCGACUCUUUGCUGGGACGCCUGGAGAAGAUUGAGAAGCAGCAGAGAGUCGAGUCUGAGGCGCAGAGAAAGUACGAUGACAACUGCGACUCCCUGCAUGAGGAGUCUGUGUCCGAGACGGCAGAAAACUCUGGGGAGGAGGCCGGCGAGGGGGCGCUGGACGUGGAGGCGGGAGAGAUGACCGAUGGAGGUGAGGACGACUACGACGAGGAGGGCGGCCACCAUCUGAUAGAGAACCAUGUAUCGGAUAUUGACAACUGAGAUCAGGGUGAGGAAGCAGACACUUCUGCUUAGAAUUCAUCAUCACCUUCAAGAGACAGAAAAGGAUCUCUGAGGGAUCAAGACAACCAUUCUGGACUGUAAGUUGUGUUCAAGAGAUGAUGAAUCGCAUUUUUAGAUGCCCAACUGUGCAGCACAGACCGAAUGUGAUUUGCUCUCUAAAGAAAAUUGUAUUCAAGACCCAUUUUAAUGCAUUGGCCUGAGUUGACCCUCAUGGAUAUUCUGUACAACUUCUAUUUCAUUGCAAGAGGCUGAUAUUCCUGUUCUUGAAAAAAAAUAAAAAUAAAAAACAGAUGUGAAGGAAAUAAAAA